Molecule: messenger RNA, 909 nt
Organism: Galleria mellonella (greater wax moth)
Lineage: Eukaryota; Metazoa; Arthropoda; Insecta; Lepidoptera; Pyralidae
Product: plasma kallikrein-like
Exons: 7
Coding region: 1-909 (302 amino acids)
Biological process (GO): proteolysis
Molecular function (GO): serine-type endopeptidase activity
Source: RefSeq, a predicted model, not a curated record
AUGUUUUUAAUAUUCCGCUGGAUAUUUUUCAUCUUGUUUUAUGUUUUUGAUGAGUGUUCAUCGCAAUUAAUUAGACCAUCGAAUUUGGAUGAGACGGUUUUGAUUCCAAGGGUUGUCAAUGGCAAGCCAGCAUCGCUAGGAGAAGUUCCCUACCAGAUAGGAUUCAAAACUCCGAUACCCCGAUUUCGAAGACUCUAUAGUACAUUCUGUGGAGGCACGAUCAUAGCUCCAACUAAACUUCUCUCUGCAGCGCAUUGCUUCGAACAGAGGAAAAGUAGUUGCACCAUUUAUCAGGGUUCAAUUAUACUGCACUCAAAGCAGUUGCUUAAAAAAUACGCGGUAGCUGGUACUUUGUGGAACGAAGCCAAAAUCCAAAAAACUGAUGAUAUGAAUGGCGGUGGACAGUGGAGGGAAUUGAAGAAUGUCAUCUUUCCAUCUGGAUAUAAAUUCCCGAAACAUGACAUAGCCGUGGUGAUGAUAUUCAUACCGUUUCAUUUCAAUGACCAUGUAGCUGCGAUUCCGUACACGACUAUUAACAGAGAUUACAGAGGGAAGUGCCUGGUGUCAGGCUAUGGAAGAACAUCGACUACAAAGCAAAUAAGAUCUGAGAAGCUACUUGUUGCACAUUUAGAAUUGAUCCCGUCAUAUUUGUGUAGCCGUCUGCAUAGGAAAAAUAUGAGACAGUUUAUAUGCACUUCAAGUAAAUUAACAGACGUGGGAAAGGGUGACUCUGGAGGACCAUUGGUUUGCUCAAAUACAGGCGACCCGAAGGAAUCAAAGAAAGGUAUUUUGGUUGGAAUUGUGAGCGGCAACAGAUACAGGGUUGGAUCCUUCUUCACUAGAGUGUCAUCAUACCACAAGUAUAUCGAGCAAAGUAACGCAGAUACCAUUACUUUAUGUACUUACUGA